Messenger RNA from Blastomyces dermatitidis ER-3, 270 nucleotides. RefSeq lists its product as uncharacterized. The coding region runs from base 1 to 270 and encodes 89 amino acids. The transcript has a single exon. Lineage: Eukaryota; Fungi; Ascomycota; Eurotiomycetes; Onygenales; Ajellomycetaceae. The record is from RefSeq and is a predicted model, not a curated record.
AUGUCCACCAAAGCUGAAAAUGCCCGAGCCUACAUUCAGGCAGUUGAGAAGUGCCUCGGGAAUUGUUUUGUGUUGAUCGGCGGGGCGGCGAUGCAGCUGCUUGGGAGCAACAGAACAACAAAUGAUGUCGACAUUCUCGUUUCUGCCAAAGAAAACAUAUCCACGCUGAUCAGUGUGCUGGCCGACCAGCCCGGCUUUUCCAACAUCGGAGGGGGACUUCGUUUUGGUGGUGGUGAAGCUGUCACUAUUGACAUCCUUACGAAACUGUGA